Molecule: messenger RNA, 2068 nt
Organism: Ilex paraguariensis (yerba mate)
Lineage: Eukaryota; Viridiplantae; Streptophyta; Magnoliopsida; Aquifoliales; Aquifoliaceae
Source: the annotation of a GenBank genome assembly
UUCUCCCCCUCUCUCAACCCUAAUUGCUUAACGGGUUUGUUGUCCCUCUCUUUUUACCUCAACCUAAAGUGUGUCUGUUGCUCAAAUUAUGGUGACAUACUUGGUUUAUAUAUAUCAACUUUGCAAAUCGAAUUCUGUUACACUGUUUAGAGUUGUGUUUUCGGGAAUGGAAUUAACCUUAUAUUCGGGUUCGUUCGUGUAUGCUCAUAUAUAUGUGUUUGGAAUAAGUCGCUAAGAGAUACAAACGACAUUCUAUAUUUUUCAUUUCACUUUUAGGGACUUGACGCAAGAUUGGGAUGAGGGAUACAUAGUCCCUCUACAAAUGGCGGGCAAGAGGAAUGAUUAUGGAAAGAGGACGCACUCGCAAUCUGACUAUGCUGGGAAUGGAGGAAGUAAGAGAAGAAAUCCCAGUGAUGAAAGGGAAUCAAAUGCUAUCGGAUCAGAAGAUACCGUUUUUCGUUACUUGUGCCCUGUGAGAAAGAUUGGAAGUAUUAUUGGGAGGGGUGGGGACAUUGCAAAGCAAUUACGAGCAGAAACUCAAGCAAAGAUUAGGAUUAGUGAGACUGUGCCUAGCUGUGACGAGCGUGUUGUUACUAUUUAUAGUUCAAGUGAGGAGACAAACAGCUUUGGGGAUAGCAGCAAUCUUGUUUCACCUGCACAGGAUGCUCUCUUCAGGGUGCAUGACAGGAUUGUUGCUGAAGAUUCCCCUGCUGAUGAUGAAUUUGAGGAGCCUCAGCAAGUUACUGUACGGAUGCUGGUACCUUCAGAUCAGAUUGGAUGUGUGAUUGGGAAAGGUGGACAAGUAGUCCAGAAUAUACGUACUGAAACUCGUGCUCAGAUUCGGAUUCUUAGUAGGGAACAUCUGCCACCCUGUGCUUUGAAUUCUGAUGAGCUUAUCCAGAAAAUAUUGGAUUCAAUUUUGUAUGCCAUUAUCUUGGUUGGCAACUUGAGUGAUAGUUUUAUCAGCACUGCCCUCUUGUCUGUAGUUGUAAGUCAGGCAGUUUUGUUACCUCCAUGUACGCAUAAAGUUGUCAAUGUGAUAACUGGGGAGGCUGCAGUUGUCAAAAGUGCUCUGUAUCAAGUGGCAUCUCGUCUUCAUGAUAAUCCAUCACGAUCUCAGCACAUGCUCUUGUCUUCAUCCAGUAUCUAUAGAGCUAGUGGUACCUUCAUGGGUCCAAAUACUGGUGCUCCGCUUAUGGGUGUAACAUCUCUGAUGGGUCCUUAUGGGAGUUAUAAAAGUGAUGGUGGUGAUUGGUCUGCUUCUGUCAAGGAAUUCUCUCUUCGGUUGGUCUGUCCAACAGAAAAUAUUGGAGGUGUAAUUGGCAAAGGUGGUGGUAUUAUCAAACAAAUCAGGCAGGAAUCUGGUGCAUCCAUAAAAGUUGAUAGUUCUAAUGCUGAAGGAGAUGAUUGCAUUAUAGCUGUAUCGGCGAAGGAGUCAUUCGAAGACCCAUCUCCAACAAUUGAUGCAGCAAUGCGAUUGCAACCACGAUGCAGUGAGAAAAGCGAAAAGGAAUCAGGUGACCCUGUGAUCACGACUCGUCUACUAGUUCCAAGUUCGCGCAUUGGAUGCCUUAUUGGGAAAGGUGGCAGUAUCAUUACUGAGAUGAGAAAUGCCACGAGAGCAAGCAUCCGUAUCCUUUCAAAGGAAAGUCUUCCCAAAGUUGCGUCUGAAGAUGACGAGAUGGUCCAGAUCACUGGAGACCUCAAUGUUGCUAGCAAUGCCCUCCUACAAGUAACCAUGCGCUUGAGAGCCAAUUCAUUUGACAUGGAGGGAGCUUUAGCUGCACUGCCACCAGCUCUCCCCUAUGUCCCUAUGUCGGUGGAUAUGUCAGAUGGUUCAAGAUAUGGAAACCAUGAUAAUAAAUCCCGUGGACGUGGAUAUUCUUCUUACUCUGGUGGAUAUGAUUCUAGUGACAUGCCUCCAAGUGACAGUUAUGAUAGUCACGGUGGUUCACAGAUGGGUAGCGGAAGUAGUUAUGGAGCAUAUGGCAUUUACACUAGUCGCACUGGUGGUUCCGGGUUAUCUAGUCAGAAUCCUGUUUCCCAUGGGAAACAUCGUGGUUAUUAG